Cavia porcellus (domestic guinea pig) is the source of this 4447-nucleotide messenger RNA. It is a transcript of the gene Fgfr2, whose product is annotated as fibroblast growth factor receptor 2. Gene Ontology annotation, biological process: protein phosphorylation; positive regulation of kinase activity; fibroblast growth factor receptor signaling pathway. Lineage: Eukaryota; Metazoa; Chordata; Mammalia; Rodentia; Caviidae. The record is from RefSeq and is a predicted model, not a curated record. Gene Ontology annotation, molecular function: fibroblast growth factor receptor activity; ATP binding; fibroblast growth factor binding. The coding region runs from base 319 to 2742 and encodes 807 amino acids. Gene Ontology annotation, cellular component: plasma membrane; signaling receptor complex. The transcript has 18 exons.
CAGCCCGCGGCGUCAUGCCCGCGCGCCCCCGCAGCCGGGGGUGCAUGUGAAGCCUCGGAGUCUUUGCGCCGGCCAGGAUCCCAAGACCACUUUCUGGAGUCCCUCCCCGAGCUCGUCGCUUGCUCCAUCCCGACUCACUGCAGGCUCCAGGACAGCGUAGAUCGCGGAGGAGCGUUGCCAUUCAAGUGGUGGCAGCAGUGGCAGCAGCAGCAAGUCCAGCAGCCAGCCCAGCCGCCACCGCAGCGCCCUGGGUCCUGAGCCCCCUGAGGGCUGAAGGCAUUGUAGGCUGCAGUCCAUGCUCCUGGAGGAAGUGUGCAGAUGGGAUUAACGUCCACAUGGAGAUAUGGAAGAGGACCGGGGAUUGGCACCGUAACCAUGGUCAGCUGGGGUCGCUUCAUCUGCCUGGUUGUGAUCACCAUGGCAACCUUGUCCCUGGCCCGGCCCUCCUUCAAUUUAGUUGAAGAUACCACAUUAGAGCCGGAAGAGCCACCAACCAAAUACCAAAUCUCUCAACCAGAAGUUUACGUGGCUGCGCCAGGGGAGUCGCUAGAAUUGCGCUGCCUGUUGAAAGAUGCCACCGUGAUCAGUUGGACUAAGGAUGGGGUACACUUGGGGCCCAACAAUAGGACAGUGCUUAUUGGGGAAUACUUGCAGAUAAAAGGCGCCACACCUAGAGACUCCGGCCUCUAUGCUUGUACUGCCUCUAGGACUGUAGACAGUGAGACUUGGUACUUCAUGGUGAAUGUCACAGAUGCCAUCUCAUCCGGAGAUGACGAGGACGACACAGAUGGCUCUGAAGAUUUUGUCAGUGAGAACAGUAACAACAAGAGAGCACCGUAUUGGACCAACACGGAAAAGAUGGAAAAACGGCUACACGCUGUCCCUGCAGCCAACACGGUCAAGUUCCGCUGCCCCGCUGGGGGCAACCCAACCCCGACCAUGAGGUGGCUAAAAAACGGGAAGGAAUUUAAGCAGGAACAUCGCAUUGGAGGCUAUAAGGUACGAAACCAGCACUGGAGCCUUAUUAUGGAAAGUGUGGUCCCAUCUGACAAAGGCAAUUAUACCUGCGUGGUAGAGAACGAAUAUGGCUCCAUCAAUCACACGUACCACCUCGAUGUUGUUGAACGAUCGCCACACAGACCUAUCCUCCAAGCUGGACUGCCAGCCAAUGUCUCCACGGUUGUCGGAGGGGACGUGGAAUUUGUCUGCAAAGUUUACAGUGACGCUCAGCCUCACAUCCAGUGGAUCAAACAUGUGGAAAAGAACGGCAGUAAAUAUGGGCCUGAUGGGCUGCCCUACCUCAAGGUUCUGAAGCACUCGGGGAUAAAUAGUUCCAAUGCAGAAGUGCUGGCUCUGUUCAAUGUGACUGAGGCGGAUGCUGGGGAGUAUAUAUGUAAGGUCUCCAAUUAUAUAGGGCAGGCCAACCAGUCUGCCUGGCUCACUGUCCUGCCAAAACAGCAAGCUCCUGUAAGAGAAAAGGAGAUUACACCUUCCCCAGAUUAUCUGGAGAUAGCCAUUUACUGCAUAGGGGUCUUCUUAAUCGCCUGUAUGGUGGUGACAGUCAUCGUGUGCCGAAUGAAGACCACGACCAAGAAGCCAGACUUCAGCAGCCAGCCGGCUGUGCACAAGCUGACCAAGCGCAUCCCCCUGCGGAGACAGGUAACAGUUUCUGCUGAGUCUAGCUCCUCCAUGAACUCCAACACCCCACUGGUGAGGAUAACAACACGUCUCUCCUCAACAGCAGACACCCCAAUGCUGGCUGGGGUCUCUGAGUAUGAACUGCCAGAGGAUCCAAAAUGGGAGUUCCCCAGAGAUAAGCUGACGCUGGGCAAACCCCUUGGGGAAGGUUGCUUCGGGCAAGUGGUCAUGGCGGAAGCAGUGGGAAUCGAUAAAGACAAGCCCAAGGAGGCAGUCACCGUGGCAGUGAAGAUGCUGAAAGAUGAUGCCACGGAGAAAGAUCUUUCUGAUCUAGUGUCAGAGAUGGAGAUGAUGAAGAUGAUUGGAAAACACAAAAAUAUCAUCAAUCUUCUAGGAGCCUGCACACAGGAUGGGCCCCUCUAUGUCAUAGUUGAAUAUGCCUCCAAAGGCAACCUCCGGGAAUACCUUCGCGCACGGAGGCCUCCAGGCAUGGAAUACUCCUAUGAUAUUAACCGUGUUCCUGAGGAACAGAUGACCUUUAAGGACUUGGUGUCGUGCACCUACCAGCUGGCCAGAGGCAUGGAGUACUUGGCUUCCCAAAAAUGCAUUCAUCGAGAUUUAGCAGCCAGAAAUGUUUUGGUUACAGAAAACAAUGUGAUGAAAAUAGCAGACUUUGGACUGGCCAGAGACAUCAACAAUAUAGACUAUUACAAAAAGACAACAAAUGGGCGUCUUCCAGUGAAAUGGAUGGCUCCCGAAGCCCUUUUCGAUAGAGUGUACACACAUCAGAGUGACGUCUGGUCCUUUGGGGUGUUAAUGUGGGAGAUCUUCACUUUAGGGGGCUCGCCUUACCCAGGGAUUCCCGUGGAGGAACUUUUUAAGCUGCUAAAGGAAGGACACAGGAUGGAUAAGCCAGCCAACUGCACCAAUGAGCUGUACAUGAUGAUGAGAGACUGCUGGCACGCAGUGCCCUCGCAGAGACCAACGUUCAAGCAGUUGGUAGAAGACCUGGACCGAAUUCUUACUCUCACAACCAAUGAGGAAUACUUGGACCUCAGUCAGCCUCUCGAACCGUACUCACCUUGUUAUCCUGACCUGAGAUGAAAUAAAACAUCUCUCUUCCCUUCUUUCAGGAAUACUUGGACCUCAGUCAGCCUCUGGAACAGUACUCACCUAGUUCCCCUGACACAAGGAGUUCUUGUUCUUCAGGAGAUGACUCUGUGUUUUCUCCGGACCCCAUGCCUUAUGAACCCUGCCUGCCUCAGUUUCCACACAUAAAUGGCAGUGUUAAAACAUGAAUGAAUGUGUCUUCCUGUCCCCAAAAAGGACAGUGUCAGGAACCUACCUACACUGAGCUGGGAGGCCAUGCCUCCAAGAGCUUGUUGUCUCUGCUUGUAUAUAUGGAUCAGAGGAGUAAAUAAUUGGAAAAGUAAUCGGCACAUGUGUAAAGAUUCGUAUGUUGGAAACUUGUCAUCUUCACCCGGAGAAGAAUAUUUCUGGAGCAAUGGACAGCCACAAGCCACCAUGUCACCCUCUGACUCCCCCUGGGUACUGGCUGUGCCCCAGUUGGACUCAAGGCAGACACAUUCUGCCUUCCUUGUUAAUUUUGUAAUAAUUGGAGAAAAUAUAUGUCAGCACACACUUACAGAGCACAAAUGCAGUAUAUAGGUGCUGGAUGUAUGUAAAUAUAUUCAAAUUAUGUAUAAAUAUAUAUUAUAUAUUUACAAGGAAUUAUUUUUUGUAUUGAUUUUAAAUGGAUGUCCCAAUGCACCUAAAAAAUUGGUCUCUCUUUUUUUAAAUAGCUGUUUGCUAAAUGCUGUUCUUAAACAGAAUUUCUUAAUUUUCACCGAGCAGAGGUGGGAAAAAUACUUUUUGCUUUCAGGGAAAAUGGUAUAACAUUAAUUUAUUAAUGAAUUGGUAAUAUACAAAACAAUUAAUCAUAGGUUUUUUUUUUGUAAUUUAAGUGGCAUUUCUAGGCAGGCAGCACAGUGAACUAGUUAAUCUAUUGCUUGGACUUAACUAGUUAUCUGAUCCUUUGAGAAGAAAAAUAUUUACAAUAUAGGUUUAAUUUGGGAGAAAAUGAAGUUUCAAUUUACUUGCAUUAAACUCUGCUGUCAGAUGAUUGUGCUCAGACCGCCUGAAUGCCCUGAUUACAGGAACCUGAGAAUAAGAGGGUAUUUUGUUUUGAUACGCAACUCUGUCAUUGGCCAACACAACAUUUAACUGAACUUCCCAAGGCAAAUGGUAGUAGCGUCCUCAUUCAAAGAUGCCUUAAUCCAUCUCCCAGAACCGACCUAAGAUUGCAGUGGGAACAGUGGGCUUGCUCUGGCCACUGGCUUCCUGCCCAAGUCAUACAUUGUCAGAGAAUCUCAUGUUCCCUUUGGUGCAUUUUGAUAAUGGUGUCCGGGUUCUUUGGCAUCAGAGAAACCUUUUAGGAUCUUCAAGUUCCAUCAUAGAAAACUGAAACAGAAUUGUUAGGUUGAGUUCAGGGGACUUUGAUUGUUCCUUGCUGUUAAGGGAUUGCUUCUGUCUGCUGAUAACACCUCACCAAAAGAUCUGGCCUCAGACUGAUAUUGGAAAAAUAUCACUAGCAUUUGUUCUGUGUUAAAGAAUUGUGUUUUGCUUCCAAAACACCCACUCACUUUGCUAUAGCCAUGCAACAUGAAAGCAGAUGACACUGAUUUUAUGUGUUAUGAAAUUGGAAAAAGUAUUUAAUAAAACCUGUUAAUUUUUAUACUGACAAUAAAAUGUUUCUACAGAUAUUAAUGUUAACAAGACAAAAUAAAUGUCAUGCAGCUUAUUUUUUUAA